Neohortaea acidophila is the source of this 1794-nucleotide messenger RNA. RefSeq lists its product as uncharacterized. NCBI's taxonomy places the organism in Eukaryota, Fungi, Ascomycota, Dothideomycetes, Mycosphaerellales, Teratosphaeriaceae. The coding region runs from base 1 to 1794 and encodes 597 amino acids. The record is from RefSeq and is a predicted model, not a curated record. The transcript has a single exon.
AUGGCGACCGAGGACCUUGGCCCAGAGAGCGAUUCGAUAUCUCAGCCCGAUGACAGCGAUUACGAUGUCGAAUCGCUGUCCGGAGACACUCCUGCAACUCGGGAUGCCUCGGGCGAGGCUGUCGAACUGGAAGCCCACGCACGUCCUAGCACGGCAGAGGUACAAGCGUCCAAAGCGAUCGAAGCCGCGGGGGGUGGCCCUGGCCGUGAUUCCGACAACGAAAUCAUAACAUCGUCUCUUGAUAUCAGACCCGAUAGACUCGUCUCGGACGAUGGCGACCAUUCAGUCUUCGAUGCUGAGCCCGCACCACCGGAUUACAUUACCGCAACGACCCUCCACCACGCACGCGGGCAAGACACGGCAGUCGCCGUUGACACAGGACCGGUCUCGAAUGGCCGCGAUGUUACAAAUGGUCCACGUUCCGGCGUCCGAACAGAUCCACUGAAUUCCUCGCGCACGUUUCUCUGGAGGACUCUUCUUCUCGUUAUUGCGAGGGUGAGGCUUUUACUCAAAGACCCCGUUCGAGCAGUCAUUCCAAUCACCUCGAUAUCCCUGCUGGUUCUUCUACUGGCCAUGACGCUCAAGACCAUCACGCCCAAGUCGAAUGAUGUCUCAAUCCCCGCCAGACACCGUGAUCCCACAAGACAUCGGAACGCAGACCCAAGAUGCGACUUUGAUACUUAUCGAGAGGUCAACAUUUCCCUCCAAGAUACUGGCAACUUCGCUCUCAUUGACGAUGUUGCGUUUUGGUGCAGGAAUGGGGGUUGUCGGGCCAGAAAUGGACUCUUUCGGGUCAACGUAUAUGAUGCCGAUCAAGCCGAACUCAUCCCGGACCGGAGACCAAUGUCACUCCGCAUCAGCGUUGCGACGGCAUGGCCCUAUGUGAUCGACCGAGUGAAGUACGAGAGGGUGGGUAACGCGAUAACGUUGGACACUCCCGACAUCAGCAAGCGCAGCGGGCCAGAGUGGGAUGCAGCUGAUCGAGAGAAGCGGAAGGCAGGUAUUGGCUCCGGAUUGGGACCAUGCCUAGAUUUCGUCAUUGACCUGUUCGUGCCACACAAUGCGGUGUUUACAAACUGGCUCACGAAAUUACGCCACUUCAGCUUUCAUCAGGCCCCGUACAAUAUGCAGCCGGACGGCGAGGUGCCAUCUCUACCAACAAAGAUACAACGACGCAAAGGCGGGAUCACGGUGACCAACACGACGCUUAUAGAAGCGCUGUAUGGUAACGUCAGCAUCCAUCAUUGGAGCUCUCCGCAUGUGCAUGUUGAAAGCCGGACCGGAAACAUCGAGGGAACCUUCUCGUUCCAUGAGGAACUGAGCUUCGAGAGCUGGACGGGUGCGAUCGAUGUCAGCAUCGACUACCAGGAUAGAAGCCAAGGACAGAAUCAAGAUGCGCUGCCAUCGCUCAAGACCUUGACGAGAAGUGGAAAUACCACUGUGGCAUUCCCCGAGCUGACCAUUCCCGACCGCGGAGUGGAGCUUCCCCUUCCACCGUCUAUGGUAACACGACACUUGUCGACCUCGGGGUCUCUGGAUCUGACAUAUCCUCAUGGAUGGAACGGUUUUGUAGACGGCUUCUCCGUAAAGGGCAAAGUACGGAUCGAUGCCCCGCUGAUUCCGGUGAACUGGAGCCAACGGAGAGAGUCAACAGAUAGCCAGGUUUUCGUGGGCUCUCCCAAAAUGGAGAUGGGGCAGCUCAGAUUCGCUACGGAGACUGGUGAUGUGAAACUGGCAAUCAUGGGAUCGAGACCUACGGAAUUCCUGUUUCUGCCUGAGAGCGAUCAGAGAUAG